Suillus discolor is the source of this 474-nucleotide messenger RNA. RefSeq lists its product as uncharacterized. The record is from RefSeq and is a predicted model, not a curated record. The transcript has 7 exons. NCBI's taxonomy places the organism in Eukaryota, Fungi, Basidiomycota, Agaricomycetes, Boletales, Suillaceae. Bases 1 to 474 code for a protein of 157 amino acids.
AUGUUUUUUGGAUGUUCAGUGGAGGAAAAUGAGAAAAUGCCUGCAAUUUUGCUAAAUCAAGAGUCUCAGCUAUUGUCGACUGGAAAGAAUGUCAAUGCAAAGAUUAUCAUGCAAUGGACCAUCUUGUUAAUGAGGGAGGAUAUUACAAGAAAGUCGUCUACUUAUUCUCACCUUGAAGAAGUGGAAGCCAUUGGCUGCAUAUUUGAUAUGACACAAGAUGAGGCUGCUCGACAGGCAUCCAACUUUGUCAUGGACUCUAACCUCAUAGUUAAAUUGGGUCAUGACCACAAUGAAUUUAUAGAGGGAGUAGGGGCUUAUGAAAUUCUACUUUCAAAGCUGAAUGAGGCUCCUGUGACCAUUACAGGAGGAUGUGGCCAAUUAUGGUACUGGAGAAAACUUCAAAGUUUGGGCAUUGACCCAAAGAAGUCUAGUGGCAGAAGCUUCUUGACUAUGCUUUCCAGUAUAAGUUUAUGA